Messenger RNA from Paraphaeosphaeria sporulosa, 972 nucleotides. Its product is annotated as succinate-CoA ligase. Gene Ontology annotation, cellular component: succinate-CoA ligase complex (ADP-forming); mitochondrion. Bases 1 to 972 code for a protein of 323 amino acids. Gene Ontology annotation, molecular function: succinate-CoA ligase (GDP-forming) activity; succinate-CoA ligase (ADP-forming) activity. Lineage: Eukaryota; Fungi; Ascomycota; Dothideomycetes; Pleosporales; Didymosphaeriaceae. The record is from RefSeq and is a predicted model, not a curated record. The transcript has 4 exons. Gene Ontology annotation, biological process: tricarboxylic acid cycle.
AUGCUCAGACAGCAUUGCCGCCAAAGAGGUCUUGCGAGCACAAGCAUCAGACGCUAUGCCUCCCAUGGGGACAACACAAUCGCCAAUCUCCGGAUCAACCAGCACACGCCGGUGAUCUACCAAGGCUUCACUGGUAAAGCUGCAACUUCCAAUGCCAAAGACACAAUCGCCUACGCUACAAACGUGGUCGGGGGCGUCUCACCCGGCAAAGGCGGCCGAGACCAUCUCGGACUUCCAGUCUUCAAUACCGUUCGUGAAGCAAAGGACGCUCUGGAUCCACACGCUACAUGUGUGUUCGUUCCCGCAAUGCACGCAGCCGGCGCGAUCAUAGAAGCCAUCGAAGCAGAGAUCCCACUCGUUGUUUCAGUCGCCGAGCACAUUCCAGUGCACGACAUGCUUCGUGUGCAUGAAGUGCUCAGAACGCAGAGCAGGACACGCCUGGUGGGUCCCAACUGUCCAGGAAUAAUCGCACCGGAGCAGUGUAGGCUGGGGAUUAUGCCUUACAAACAAUAUCUGAAGGGGUGCGUUGGGAUCGUGAGUAAAAGUGGCACGUUGAGCUACGAGGCUGUCGGUGCGACGACAAAUGCAGGGCUGGGACAAAGCAUUGUCGUCGGAAUGGGUGGGGACAUGCUGCCAGGUACCACACUGGUCGAUGGCCUGAGGCUUUUCUUCGAUCAUCCCGAAACAGAAGGGAUUAUUGUGAUCGGUGAGGUUGGAGGGGAAGCCGAGUUGAACGCUGCGGAACUUGUCAAGGAGUACAGAAGCCGGACGGAGAAUCCCAAGCCGAUCAUCGCAAUGGUUGCAGGGAGGACAGCGCCAGAGGGAAAGACGAUGGGGCACGCAGGGGCACUGCUUUCGCCACGCGACGCGACGGCUGAAGCGAAGGCAAAGGCAUUGGAGGAGGCAGGCGCGGUCGUGGUGCCACACCCGGGCCUCAUGGGCAGCGAGAUGAGGCGCCUGUUGGGAAGAUAA